AUGGUGGGCUGUCCCCAGCCGCCACCUCACGCCCGGCUGGAGCAUAAUUCACACUGUACAAUAAACAAGUACUGGGAAUUGCUGGUGGGAUUUCUGACGCUUUACACAGUGAUGAAAGUGGAGCAAACCGGCAGAAAGUAUUGCAAUAAAAGAAAUAAACACCGAGGCCCCAAGCACCGAGUGCGUAGAGCAACACCGUACGACAGUGGGAGAGCAAUACGGACCCGAGUGACACUUCAGCAGGACCCCAGCGGGGACAUCCCGUGCUCCCCAACCAUUGGAAGGUCUAGCAAGCUGGCGGAAGCUGAUCAUCGAGCACAAAACAAGAACAGCACCGAUGAGCACCCACGGGGGGAAAAAGAGGCCCCUCCCGACCCCCCCUACCCCUCACAAGGCCCCUCAGCCCCCCCUUUCCCCACACAAGGCCCCCUCAGCCCCCCCCUACCCCUCACAAGGCCCCUCAGCUCCCCCCCCCGCCUUUCCCCACACGAGGCCCCUCCCGACCCCCCGGCCCGGCCCCCGGCUGCGCCCUCCCCCGCCGACCACCCUUCCCCCCGCCCCCUCCCCUCGCUCCCCCGGUCCCCGCGGCCCACGGACGCCCCGCACUCACCGGCCGUGGACGGUGGGGGCCCGCUCGCCCCUGCCCGCCGCCGCCGUGCCCCCCCCCUCACCUCAGGCCGCCGCGAUGCACCGGGGAGGGGGGCGGGGGGCCGCGGCCCGGCAGGAGCCCUCAGGGCCGCGUCAGCCAAUCGGGACGCGUUCACCGCUCGGCAGCCAAUGGUGGCGCGGGAACGCCGCAGCGCGCCCGCCCUCCUGGAGGACUCCGCCAAUGAAAGGGCGGGGAAGGCCCGGUUCGGCCCGCCCUCCUUCUCUUCCAGCCAUUCAGGUGCGACGCGGGGGCCGGGCCGAGCGCUUCUGGCCAAUGAGAGGGCAGAGCGGAGCGCCUGGGCGCGCGGGGACGCGGCGCGGGGCGAGGAGGGAGGCAUCCCGCCAGCCAAUGGCGAAGCGGCCCAGCCGACUCGACCGCGAAGGCCCCGCCCCCUCCCGCCUCCGGCGCGCGGGAAGGGCGUGACCACUCUCCGCCGAGAGCCAAUUGGAUCCGGCAAUGCCGAAGCCCCGCCUCCCCGCCCCCCACGAUGGGCGGAACGGGGCAGGGCGGUGGGUGCCGAACGUGGACGGAAACUGCCGAGAGCCACCGCCCUGCAGCGGAAACACCCGAGUGCCCUCCGGGAAAAGCCGAAGAUGAGGAGCGACGGGGGGGGGGGGGGCGGCUGA
Messenger RNA from Harpia harpyja (harpy eagle), 1275 nucleotides. Its product is annotated as translation initiation factor IF-2-like. The transcript is spliced from 5 exons. NCBI's taxonomy places the organism in Eukaryota, Metazoa, Chordata, Aves, Accipitriformes, Accipitridae. The coding region runs from base 1 to 1275 and encodes 424 amino acids. The record is from RefSeq and is a predicted model, not a curated record.